AUGCGACGUGGAAUGAGACGAGAAGAGACCCAAAGACAGGCCAGGGGAAGAGGAAGGUCGCUCGUACCUGCGCUACAGCUCAAUAAGAAGAGGGUUGCGGUACCCGCUCCUUUUCGAUCCCCAUCUGAAGAUAAUUUCAACUUUACUCCCGGAUAUUUAAUACUAAAAAGAAUUAAAUUUUCAGCGAGGAGAAGAGAGAGGAAGCUGAAUGAAACAGAAAAGACGGAGCAGACAAGAUGGAGGGGCCAGUUUCCGGUGAGUGUAUCCUCGUGGCCGGGGUCCAAAACAGGCUUACCAACAUCCCGCCUCUUGGGGCUGAAUGCUAAUCAGGUGGGCAGUGAAAAUUUGUACACGAAGCAGCUUUACACUACCACAACCUUCGCAUAUAUUUCAACUUUUUUUUCUACCCUUUUCAACGAUUACACAGCUCCAAUCCGUUAUAGUAGAGCACAAAAGGCACUGGGAAAACUCCCAGCGAAGGCAAAGCCAUUAUACCGAAUUGGGCCAUCGAUAAACAGAAGAUUCUUAUCCCUUUGA
This is a messenger RNA of Nezara viridula (southern green stink bug), 537 nucleotides long. The record is from the annotation of a GenBank genome assembly. Lineage: Eukaryota; Metazoa; Arthropoda; Insecta; Hemiptera; Pentatomidae.